ACCCAGGGACAGGAGGGAUAGCAGCACUGACACAGAAAACAUUAGCACUGAAGGAGUAUUUCUCCUCUUCAAAAAUGAAAAUUGAUAUUCAUAGCCACAUUCUACCUAAGGAAUGGCCUGACCUAAAAAAGAGAUAUGGAUAUGGUGGAUGGGUACAGCUGGAUCAUCACUGCAAGGGACAGGCAAAGAUGAUGAAGGAUGGAAAGGUUUUUAGAGUUAUUCAAGAGAACUGCUGGGAUCCAGAAGUACGGAUUAAAGAGAUGGACCAGUCAGGAGUCACCGUCCAAGUCUUGUCCACAGUUCCUGUAAUGUUCAGCUACUGGGCCAAACCUCAGGACACUUUAGAUCUCGCCCAGAUAUUAAACAAUGACUUAGCUGCUACAGUAAAAAAGUACCCCAAGAGGUUUGUUGGGCUGGGCACGUUACCUCUGCAAGCUCCAGAGCUGGCUGUGAAGGAAAUGCAUCGCUGUGUGAAUGAACUUGGGUUUCCUGGAGUGCAGAUAGGAUCUCAUGUCAACGAGUGGGACCUGAAUGCCCCAGAGCUGUACGAUAUUUAUGCUGCUGCUGAGAAAUUAAAUUGCUGUCUCUUUGUGCAUCCCUGGGACAUGCAGAUAGAUGGGAGGAUGUCCAAAUAUUGGUUUCCCUGGCUAAUAGGCAUGCCAACAGAAACAACCAUGGCAAUUUGCUCCAUGAUUAUGGGAGGAAUUUUUGAAAAAUUCCCUAAGCUGAAAGUUUGCUUUGCACAUGGAGGUGGAGCUUUUCCAUACACAGUGGGUCGAAUCUCCCAUGGAUUCAACGUUCGCCCUGAUUUGUGUGCCAUGGAUAAUAAGGUGGAUCCAAGAAAAUACCUUGGCUCAUUUUACACAGACUCUCUUGUCCACGACCGUGGGGCACUAAGGCUGCUAACAAGUGUAGUAGGAGAGGACAAAGUUAUUUUGGGGACAGAUUACCCUUUUCCACUUGGAGAACUGGAACCUGGAAAAUUGAUUGAUUCAAUGGAUGAUUUUGACCAUAAACUGAAGGAUAAACUCAAGGCUGGAAAUGCUUUGGAAUUUUUAGGUCUUAGCAGAAAACAAUUUGAAUAAUUAUGAAGUAUCAAAGCACCUAAACUUCGGAAAUAAUAUCCUUAUAUUUCUAUUGACAUAUGCAAUUGUACACAUAAAAAAUAAAAUUGACAAUUAUCUGACAGUCUCCUCUUAUUUCCAAAACAAAAGCAAGGGUACUGGAAAUGAGUAUGCACAGAUAUUGCCUGAGGAUUUAGGCUGUUUUUAAACAAUUCUGAAAUCCUUGCUUUCAUAAUAAAGGAAAGAUUUCAUCUUUUGCAGUUGUAAUAAGAAUCUCUGAAAUAUAAUCAAUGCCAUGUUAUUAGGACUCGAUUCUCAGGAAUGAAAGAGCUGAGAAAGUGAUGUACCCACUACAUUUCUGUCUUUGUUACAACAGACAAACAGAAUUUGAAAGAAUAUAAAAACAGAAUUUAAACAAUGUUGAUGUUGAUGUAAAAGGCAACAUUUGCUUUUAUCCACUGGUGGAAAAUGCAGCACACCACGCUCAGCUCAGCACUGCAGGUGCACUCAUGCUUUGUCAAUGUUGUGACAGGAUGGAAAAGGUCUGUGUGGGGACUUUACAUUUUAGCUGCCACCUACACCACUGGGAACUUAUUAAUCAGAAACAACUGAACAAUAUGGUUGUAGGUGCAGAAAUAAUGUAUUUGUGUGGGUAAUACUUGGUGUGUCACUGUCACUGUCACAAUAAAUACUGGCAAAUAUAUAAAGUGUUUGGCAACAGUAUGAGUUAAUGUUCUAUUCCUUACAAAAUGCUUCCUAAAAAUAAUGCUGGAAACUUUAAAUGUGGAAGUGCUAAUGCUCUCCUUAGCUUGAGUCCUGCUAUAGGAAUGGAAAGAUGAUUUGCUUUAUAGACUAUUGAUUGAAACAGGUUUUCAUUAUUAUCCAGUGAGGGCACAGGCAUCCUCCUCCUGAGAGAACUUUGUGCCAGUCAGAGAAAUGUGGAUCAGCACUUACAGUCUUUGUUCUCAUGGGAACAUUGGCUGGCUACGUGUGGUGUCACCAUUCUUCUGUUCAGUCUUGGCACAUUCCAGGCAAAACAGUAUUUUAAAAUAAAGUUUUUUUUAGCUGCGGCCAUAGCUGUCACAGACUGAACCUGAAGGAUGUUGAACAUCAGCAGUUCCUGCUCAUCCCAGCCUCUGUUGGACUACAAAGAAAGCUCUGUCCUUCUUUACAGUGUCAAACACAC
Sturnus vulgaris (Common starling) is the source of this 2250-nucleotide messenger RNA. It is a transcript of the gene ACMSD, whose product is annotated as aminocarboxymuconate semialdehyde decarboxylase. The record is from RefSeq and is a predicted model, not a curated record. Gene Ontology annotation, molecular function: carboxy-lyase activity; hydrolase activity. Gene Ontology annotation, cellular component: cytoplasm; cytosol. Gene Ontology annotation, biological process: secondary metabolic process. NCBI's taxonomy places the organism in Eukaryota, Metazoa, Chordata, Aves, Passeriformes, Sturnidae.